Molecule: messenger RNA, 489 nt
Organism: Nicrophorus vespilloides
Lineage: Eukaryota; Metazoa; Arthropoda; Insecta; Coleoptera; Silphidae
Product: four-domain proteases inhibitor-like
Exons: 1
Coding region: 1-489 (162 amino acids)
Molecular function (GO): protein binding; serine-type endopeptidase inhibitor activity
Source: RefSeq, a predicted model, not a curated record
AUGAAGAUCAUCAUCUUUGCAUUUGCCGCCGUUUUGGGUCUGGCCGUUGCCGACGACGUUUGCCCAUGCACGUUCGAAUAUGUACCUGUCUGCGGAUCGAACGGCAGAACUUAUGCCAACCCAUGCAUCUUGAGAUGCGCCCAGAAGACCGACGAUGUCCUCCAAUUCUUCUACCCUGGUAACUGUGGAACACCCAACUUCGAUUGCCCAUGCACCAAGGAAUUGAAUCCGGUGUGCGGCACUAACGGUUUCACCUACGCCAACCCAUGUCUGUUCAGAUGCGCCAAGAAGACCUUCGAGUCCAUCGAGAUCGUUUACAGCGGAGAGUGUGGAAACCCGAGGGAAACCAGGAACUUGGACUGUCCUUGCACCAAGGAAUACGAUCCGGUUUGCGCUACGAACGGAGUCACCUAUGCCAACCCUUGCCUCUUCAGAUGCGCCAAGAAAACCUUCGAUUCCAUCGAGAUCGCUCACUAUGGAAAGUGCUAG